GUGCUGCUAGUUCUUUUCAAGUAUGCUUUGGUUCAGAUCCGAAAACAGAAGGAGAAGAUCCUACGCAAACUGCAUGGUAGCCGCAGAAAGGCUCUGGAUGAGCAUGAAAAUAUGCUGGCCUUGGAGAAGGAAAAGGACAAGGAUGCGUAAUCUUGAAAGAUGGUUUCGUGAUCCUUUCCCAUCCAAACAAAGAUAAGU
This is a messenger RNA of Cylicostephanus goldi, 198 nucleotides long. NCBI's taxonomy places the organism in Eukaryota, Metazoa, Nematoda, Chromadorea, Rhabditida, Strongylidae. The record is from the annotation of a GenBank genome assembly.